Molecule: messenger RNA, 2406 nt
Organism: Kwoniella mangroviensis CBS 8507
Lineage: Eukaryota; Fungi; Basidiomycota; Tremellomycetes; Tremellales; Cryptococcaceae
Exons: 6
Coding region: 1-2406 (801 amino acids)
Biological process (GO): regulation of transcription by RNA polymerase II
Cellular component (GO): nucleus
Molecular function (GO): RNA polymerase II cis-regulatory region sequence-specific DNA binding; DNA-binding transcription factor activity, RNA polymerase II-specific
Source: RefSeq, a predicted model, not a curated record
AUGGAGACUCAGACUCCCUGGACAGUCGAUGGAUUCGUAGGUACACCCGAUAUAAUCGAUAACGAAGGUAACGACUACUUUCAAUUUAAUCCUUCUACUCCAAGAUACUCUGUAACCUCUCAUAACCCUGGUCAAUUCCCACAGCAUUCUUAUACCCAUCCUGGACAUCCAGUUGGAUUUCCCAAUCAAGAGUACGAUUUUCAAUCUCAUGACCCAUUUGCGUUACAUCACCCUCAACAUCAGGCUACCUUUAAUGGAUUCCAGUCCACCAAUUUCCAACUUGGAAAUGCCAACGAACUGCGGAAUGAAGGAUCUCAUUCUUCCGUUCGAUCAUCCUUUGGAUCAACUUCGCAUCGAUCCAGUUCAAGUGUAUCAUCGCAUUAUACAUGGUCUACUACCACUCAGGACGAUAUAUCUUCGUCUGAUGUCGAUCCGGAUGACUCGACAUCAUUAGCCACCUCAAUCUCACCAAGCUUGAUUGGUGGCCAGGUACAGACGCAAAUGGUGGAAGACAAUAAAAGACAACAUGGUAGAAUUCCGAGUUUAUCUAUAGAUCCGAAGUUAUUCAGACCCACUACUACCGCUUCGUCUAAGAGAGAUAGUGGUAGUGAUAAUGAGAUAGAGAUGUUAGAGACCGCUAAACCGAAAUCGAGAUCGAACCUCAAAUCAAAUGUAGAUAAGAAAAUUGAACUAUUGGGUGAAUCUCCUUUACAAGCUGCUAAUGCGAAGAAGGGUAAGGGUAAGAAGGAAAGGGCCAAGAAGACUAGCUCUACUUCAGGAAGUGGUUCGAUUGGUGGAGGAGGAGGAGAAGGGAAGAAAGUUAGUCAUGCUAGAAAGCAAACAGCAGAUCAUAUUCCCCGACCUAGAAAUGCAUUCAUCCUAUUCCGAAAACACGUCGUGGAUUCUAAGUUGAUUCCUCCAAGUGUCGAGAUGAGACAUCAGAACGUUAGUAUAAUCACUGCAAAGAUGUGGUCGGAGGCACCACCAGAUCAAAAAGCUCAUUUUAACGAAUUGGCAAGGAUCGAAAAAGAGGAACAUAUGAAAAAAUACCCUGGCUAUAGGUAUCAACCAGUUUACAGACGGACCAAUGUGAUUCGUCGUCGAGUGAGAAAAGACGAAGCUGAAGAACAGAAAUGUAAAUCGGUCGCGGAGUUGCUGAUCAAAGGUAAAAGUGGGGAAGAUUUGGAGAAUGAAAUCAAAGAGAAGAUAAGAAAUGGGAAUGAAGUCAACAAUGAAAGUAACGAUAAAUCUUCUUCUGAGAUUGUUGCCAAGGACAAGUCAAAUUCAAAUUCUCGACGAUCCUCAGCAGCAUGUGAACUUUCCAAAGGGGCUUUAAGAGCCUUACGAGCUCAAGCGAGACAGCAAUCAUCGUCACACGAAUCGGGAGAUUGGUCAGAUAUAUCUUCUGUUCGAGGAACCGGAGGUGGGAGCGCUCGUGGACAAUCAAGAUCUAAUUCAAGAUCACUAUCAAGAACCCAAAGUUACGCUUUCGAGUUCGAGGACAAUUCCGAUUCCAACGAUGAACAGGAACAUGAACAUGAUCUUACCCAAAAUCAAAACCAAGGUCAGGAUCAGAUGUUGGGAUAUGGUUUGGCUCCUUCACAAAUACAAGGUUUCGCCCAACAGCAUCAACAGCUUGGUCAGGAAGACAGUGGAUCAGGAUCAGGGUCGGGAUCAUGGGGAGAUACAAGUUACAUGAAUGGAUUUGAGUUUGGUCAACCACAGUCGCAACCACAGGGUUAUGGUAGUUACCCUCAAUCAGCCUUCACUGACAAUCAAAGUUCUACGAGUAUGGAAUUCCAACCUCAACCUCAAACCAGUUUCUCCGAUCCUUCGUCCUCAGCUUCGCAAAAUUUCCUAUACCCUCAACCUUUACAUGGUAGUAUACCACUUCAAAUUCAACUUCCCCAAAAUAUCCAUCACUCCAACGAAAAUAUCAAUAACACCAAUAAUGAAUUUUACACUUAUGAUACCGCAUUACCCUUUUCACCUUCUGCUGCGAUAACCAAUUUCUCUUUCCCUUAUCCCCAUCUUCAAGAUGUCAAUCGGAACAAUGAUGAUAACGAUUAUUUCAGUAUGAACAUGAAUAUGGAUAUGGAUAUCAAAGGUGAUCAUAAGAAUGGCAAUUCAGAGGGGAUAUACGAAUUUACUUUACCCUCUAAUCCCAACUCAACUUCCAUAGAAACUCAUAACCCGCCGACAUACUUGUUCAAUGGAGAUAUGGACAAGCUUCAAACCUCUCAAAAUCAGAUUGAUCACAACCAUCAUAACCAUUCGUUAUCACUCUUACCUCCCUCUAGCGGGGUACCGUUGGAAAAUCUGCCAUUUGACGAUCAUCUGAUAUUGGGAGAUUUCGAAGCUGCUUUGGCGCAUGCGGAUGAAUCUCAUGUUGAGGGCGUAUGGUAA